ACCAACGCGCGGAAGGGCGGACGAUAGCAGCACCCACUGCUGUUAUUAGCCUUCACAUCUCAAUGUACUGUUGUCAAAGAAAGCACUGAUCAUGCCCACUGCUUUUGCAGGGCAAAGAUAUUGAUCAGUGUUAGAAUACUACAUUUUUUCUUAUGAGAUUCUUUUUCAUAGAUUUUUAUUUGUAGGUAGAUAUUUUUCCACCAUGGUGCUAGGAAAGGUAAAGAGCUUCACCGUAACCUACGACUGUCUCAAUGACAGCAAUGUCCCCGUUUUCGCAAGCGGGGACUCCGUCUCAGGUAGGGUUAUCAUCGAAGUCACCGGAGAAAUCCGUGUGAAAUCUCUUAAAAUUCAAGCAAAGGGAUUUGCAAAAGUUCGUUGGACUGAAUCCCGAAAUGCUGGAUCUAACACUGCCUAUACGCAAAAUUACACAGAAGAAGUGGAAUAUCUAAACCAUAGAGACAUCCUAAUUGGACAUGAAAGAGAUGAGGACAACUCAGAAGAAGGACUCACCGCUAUCCAUUCAGGACGACACGAGUAUGCAUUCAGCCUUGAGCUUCCACAGACACCUCUGGCUACCUCGUUGGAAGGGAAGCACGGCAGCGUGCGUUACUGGGUGAAGGCCGAGCUACACAGGCCAUGGUUUCUGCCCAUGAAGACCAAGAAAGAAUUCACCGUGUUUGAACACAUCGACAUAAACACUCCUUUACUCCUGUCACCCCAGGCAGGUACGAAAGACAAGACUUUAUGCUGCUGGUUCUGCACCUCAGGUCCAAUCUCCUUAAGUGCCAAAAUCGAAAGGAAGGGAUAUACCCCAGGAGAGUCGAUUCAGAUCUUUGCCGAGAUCGAGAAUUGUUCCUCUCGCAUGGUCGUGCCAAAGGCAGCCAUUUACCAAACACAGACCUUCAAAGCCAAAGGUAAACUGAAGGAGGUCAAACAGCUGGUGGCCAACCUCCGAGGGGAGUCGCUGUCCUCAGGCAAGACGGAGACGUGGAGUGGCAAAAUGCUGAAGAUCCCCCCUGUCUCUCCCUCCAUCUUGAACUGCAGCAUCAUCCGAGUGGAGUAUUCUCUCAUGGUGUACGUGGACAUCCCCGGAGCCAUGAACCUGUCUCUGAACCUGCCACUGAUCAUCGGCACCAUCCCGCUGCACCCCGUCGGCAGCCGCACCUCCAGUGUCAGCAGCCAGUGCAGCAUGACCAUGAGCUGGCUAGGCAUGGCCCUGCCAGAGCGUCCUGAAGCCCCACCAAGCUAUGCCGAGAUCAUGACAGAGGAGCAGAGACGGAGCCUGGAGGUGACCUCAGCCAGGGAUGAGUUGGAGGGAUCACUCUUUGCCUACAUCCAGGAGUUCCGCUUCCAGCCCCCUCCUCUCUACUCUGAGGUUGAUCCCAAUCCUGAUCAAGCCAGCCGGACAGAGGAGAGGAGGUCUGACACCUGUCCAUCACGCUGAAGGAAGCUCAGAGCCCCGCCCGGAGAUGUUUCGGGCGUUUCUAGUCAGCUCUGUUUUUGUUUUUUCCCCCCCAGCGACAGCGUUCGCACGCCACCGUUGAUGUUGAGAGAAAACAAAACAAAGAAACAAACAUGGACGAUACCACGGUUGAACGAAGCCCCUCCCACAGAGAGAGGCACAGGAAGUCAAUACGGGAACACUUCCUGGCAGCCUGCCUGGCCGGGGCACGGCUAGACAAACACACACCUGACCUGUGAAAAAGAAACCCCUGUAGUGGAGACAGCCUUGGUGGAGUGAUGAUGCCGUGCCAGGUCCCUGUCUGCCUAUAGCUCUUAAUAUCCUGCUUUCUUCUGUAACCACAGCAUACAGACAUGGCUCUCACACAGAGCAGAACUGUCAUGACGAGAUCUGAGCAGAAGAAGAAACAGGAAGAAGAGAAAACAAUAUAAGCACCACUGUCUGAAGAGCUCAGCAGCAGAGAGACUACCUUCUUCCUGUCUGAAGAGCUCAGCAGCAGAGAGACUACCUUCUUCCUGUCUGAAGAGCUCAGCAGCAGAGAGACUACCUUCUUCCUGUCUGAAGAGCUCAGCAGCAGAGAGACUACCUUCUUCCUGUCUGAAGAGCUCAGCAGCAGAGAGACUACCUUCUUCCUGUCUGAAGAGCUCAGCAGCAGAGAGACUACCUUCUUCCUGUCUGAAGAGCUCAGCAGCAGAGAGACUACCUUCUUCCUGUCUGAAGAGCUCAGCAGCAGAGAGACUACCCUCCUCCUGUCUGAAGAGCUGAGCAGCAGAGAGACUACCCUCCUCCUGUCUGAAGAGCUGAGCAGCAGAGAAACUACCCUCCUCCUGUCUGAAGAGCUGAGCAGCAGAGAGACUACCUUCCUCCUGUCUGAAGAGCUGAGCAGCAGAGAGACUACCCUCCUCCUGUCUGAAGAGCUCAGCAGCAGAGAGACUACCCUCCUCCUGUCUGAAGAGCUCAGCAGCAGAGAGACUACCCUCCUCCUGUCUGAAGAGCUGAGCAGCAGAGAGACUACCCUCCUCCUGUCUGAAGAGCUGAGCAGCAGAGAGACUACCCUCCUCCUGUCUGAAGAGCUGAGCAGCAGAGAGACUACCCUCCUGUCUCAUGAGGGAUUUUUGCACAUGUUAUUCUUGGCUUAAGUUGUGUAGUUCCAUUUUGAAGGAAAAAAAAGAAUCCCAAUUUUUUUUUCAGCCUAGUAACAUGCUGGACAAAAGAGACUGCAGGCUUAAUGCCUAGACUCCUUAUCUGCACAACUUCGAACAACGCAGAGAACAUAGAUACUUGGGGGAACGCAAGACUGAAAAGGACAGAAACAAUGCACUGACCUUGUUUAAUCUGUUUUAAGAUGUUCUUUUUCUUGGUCUCAUUUCCUUAAUGACGUGUAGACAGGACUUGAAAGCAGCAGCACACUCUCCAUUCAAAAGCUAUUUUUUAAUGUCUCCUCAGUUGGCUUCCUUUUUACUUUACUAGAUUAUGUCUUCUGAUUUAGUUCCAAACUUAGAAUGCCUUCGAUCCAAUCAUAUGUUGCUUUGUGUUUAUGUUGCACUGUGUUCUGGAGUAGAAGAGCGUCAGGCCAGCACUUGCCACUCAAGUAGAGCAUUAGAUGCAGAGACUUGUGAGUGUGUAUGCGUGCGUGUGGGACAUAUUAGAAUGCCCAUCCUCAGUGUCCCCGUCCCUCUACUCACAGCACAGAGCGACGCAGGCUUACAUACGGGCAAAGAAACACUGUAAUGGGUGGUCUUCUCACUUGGCAAAAAAAACAAAAAACAAGAUGUUUUAAUUGCACUGUUUGAAAUAGUAAAAGGAUGAUUUCUCAUAUUUUAAAAUAGUAUAUUACCAAAACAAGAGAGAAGAGAAAUACACGGAGCAGCAAGGUAGCUUCCGAAGGCCAACAACAUUCCCUUUUUGUCCAUGCUACACUUGCCGACUUCAUUCACCAACUACUUCAUUUUCCAGACCAGUGAAGACUGAAAUGCUAGAAUUAUAUAUGUAAAAAAAGUAAGAGUACAUGGUAUGAUCUGCUUCUAAAAAUGGGGCAGAUGCAAACCCAGUCUGGCAAACUGCUGGGGAAUAAUGGAGGCUGGUGGGAGGAGCUAUAGGAGGAUGGGCUCAUUGUAAUGGCUGGAAUGGAAUUAAUGGAAGGGUAUCAAACAUAUGGAAACCACAUGUUUGACCCCGUUCCUUUUAUUCCAUUCCAGCCAUUAUAAUAAGCCCCUCCUAUAGUUCCUCCCACCAGCCUCCACUAUAUUAGAUGUUGCUAAAGCUCCACUCAAACUGGCCAGAACAAAUAGUGGUAGGUUGACAUGAGUAAUACAUUGGUUUUCAAACUCAUUCAACACCUAGACCAGCUAGAGUGGAGUUCUGGCAUCGUCUUAAAGAGGCACUUUUUGAUCAUAAAAAAAAACGAACUAGCAUUGAUGGUGGGAGGUCUGUAAAAAGUCUGGUAACCACAUAAUACUUUCUGAUGAGAAAUGUAGUCAAGCAGUGUUGUGAUGGACAUGAAUGCAUUAUUUAAUCUUCUAAGAUUAGAGACUUUUUAAAAAAGUUUACAGUUUUGAAUUAGUUGGCACAAGUUUGUAUGUUAUGUUUUUGUGCUCUGUUAAGAUCCAGCUAGCAAAUAUAAGGAUACUGCUUACAGUAAUAGACAACAAACUAGGAAUUAAAGUGAUCUUAUCUUAGUGGCCUUGACACAGAACUGACCUAAUUAUGAUGCUCCAUUAUCGAGUGUCUAAACAAUUUACAACCUUACUCUUUUUCUCUCCUCUGUGUCUGUAUGUAUUAGUCACUUUAAGUUUGUCAAAGGGACAAAAAGGGAAGAAAAAAAUUGUCCUUAAAAGAAAGUGUAAAAGAAAAAAAAUGACGAUCCCUAGACUAGCCUUUUUGAUUGUGCAUUUGUCUGAAUGUCUUUACUGAUGGCUAGAUAAUGUACUAGGGUAUUGAUGGUUUGCUUUCCAGUCAGACAACCCCAUUUAGUUAAGUUCUACUCACCUCUCAGCUUCAUGGAACAGCUGUGGAUCAGCAACCUUCCGUACCCCACUGAGAAUGAAUUAGCUAGCAAGUGGAAUAGAUCGAUAUUCUAAGAUAAAAUCCCUCUCAUUUAUUAUUUACAUUUUUUUUUGCUUUGAUUUUAUCUUAGGGAAUCUGUAUCAAGUUAAAAGAAAAAUGAAUAAGCUUAAAUCUGUUUCAGGUUGGUCGAUUCUAUAGUCCGUUGUUUGGUGUAGUCAGUGUAGUCCAGUGUUAAAAGCUAAAUUCCUGACUUAUUGAAGUGAGGAAUCAAAAUGCUAAAAAUGGGAGAGUGGAUCUAAAAUGUUUUAGAAACAAAGUGCAAUAUUACUCAUUUGAAUGUGUUUUAUUCUCUAUUUGUAAAUCUAGUUUCUCCUUUGUCUUUAUAGUUUGUUGGGCAUGAUCGUCUAUAGAUAUUGUAUGAAUAUCCUGAAUGAUUUUGUAACCAUUUUGUCUAGUUAUUCUUUUGAGUUUAAUAAACUUUUGUAAAAAAU
This is a messenger RNA of Salvelinus namaycush (lake trout), 4959 nucleotides long. RefSeq names its product arrestin domain-containing protein 3-like. The record is from RefSeq and is a predicted model, not a curated record. Gene Ontology annotation, cellular component: cytoplasm. The coding region runs from base 203 to 1444 and encodes 413 amino acids. Gene Ontology annotation, biological process: protein transport. NCBI's taxonomy places the organism in Eukaryota, Metazoa, Chordata, Actinopteri, Salmoniformes, Salmonidae. The transcript is spliced from 7 exons.